This is a messenger RNA of Aspergillus lentulus, 1983 nucleotides long. The record is from RefSeq and is a predicted model, not a curated record. Lineage: Eukaryota; Fungi; Ascomycota; Eurotiomycetes; Eurotiales; Aspergillaceae.
AUGGAUGGGGACUGGGGUGAUGAGACGACAGAGGCGGCAACGCAGAUGUGCCUUGAUGCUGGCAUAAGCUCCGGUCAAAAGAUCAAGAAUCUCACCCCGAAAAUGCUGAAAGGUUUGUUUAGUAUGGACGCAUACACGCUUCUUCCAACCGGAACCGAGGCCGUUCGAUCCGUACAAAGAUGGCUUAACGGUCGAUAUCUUGACUUCCUCAACUAUUACAUUGUCCCAGCAGAUGGAAUAUUUUCACGCAGCGUACAACGCGCCUUGUAUAUCGCCAUUCAAUUUGAAAUGGGCCUGAGCCCGGCCGCAGCGACUGGCUCGUUCGGGCCAGCGACUCGCAAGUUCCUCCAACAGCAUUCGAUUGGGCCUGGUCAGCACGGACCUCUAGUGCAAAUCUUUACCGGCGCGAUGGGUCUGCCAAAAAGUCAAGUUGGCUUCAUCAGUACUGGCUUGACGGCCAGCACAGCCCAAAUGAUGCGAGCGGCAGGCUAUCAAUUCGUCGGCAGAUACCUCGCUAACAAGCCCGGAAGCACCUUCAACAAAAUGAUUCAACCCGGCGAACUCGCCGCAAUUUUUAGCGCUGGACUGCGCGUCUUCCCCAUCUUCCAGUACUACGGUGGUGCAGCUUCCGCUUUCAACUACAUCUCCGGACGUCGAGAUGGGUUCGCAGCUCACGAUGCAGCUGUCAAUCAUGGUUUCCCAACCUCCACUGUCAUUUACUUUGCGGUCGAUUUUGACGCGACGCAAGCUGAAAUCAAUUCGAACGUAGAGCCAUACUUUCAAGGGGUAGCUGGUGCGCUUGCCAGGCGAGAUAAUAGAUAUAUUAUGGGCGUGUACGGCUCUCGUAAUGUUUGCUCAGACAUGACUGACCGCGUUGGUGCAAGGUGGAGCUUUGUAUCUGGGAUGUCGAGCGGAUUCUCCGGGAAUAUGGGCUUCGCUAUGCCCUCGAAUUGGUCAUUUAACCAGAUCCAGACCACACGUGCUGGAUCGGUAGACAUCGACAGGGACGCACACAAACUGGGAUCCGAUAUGGGUGUUGGGCAGGUGAGCGAUACGGGGGCUGCUUCCAUCGAGGAAUUUAUCACGUACAUACGUAAAGUCUACGAGCUCGCCCUUGCCUACCGCAACACCUCUGGAAGUCUGUUCUUGGACCCGAAUGAGAUGGUUUUGAAUUUCCUUCGGCACCCUCGAUACACUACUGCAUCGCGGUGGCUUCUCCUUGGCAAUGUUGACGAGGUUGUACGCGACGAAACGCUGAAUUUCAUUUUCUACGCCAAUGACAGAAUUGUCAAACUUGGACGCGUCCGCGAACCCACCUACGGUGUUGACCUCCACGUCGAUCACUUUGCUGCGGCUUGUAUGGGGGUCUACCUUAGGGGUAGGCCACUCGAGCUUGACGGAACCCCGCCACCGACGGGUAUCGCCGACUUUGCUGGCUGGGGAGGCGACUGGAUCCAGCAUUACGGCUUGUGGCAAGACGCUCUCUCGCUCGAACCGAUUAAAUGGUACUCGGGGCUAGAGUUCUGCCGUGCUCGCCUGGCCAAAACGGCUGAAGAGAUGAAGGCUGGGCUAUUCGACAGCACAUUCAAACUUCGCGAUCUCCUCGAGGACGUUGCUGCGUACAACAUCGGGAUGAAUCUUCGCCAGAAGGCACCAGUAGCAACCAAAAUAUUCGACGAGAUCACCUUCGCCUUCCAAGGUCCUGGCCGCCUCACGCGGUAUCGGGACUUUUACGCUAGGCGAUUCAAUAGCAACCCGACCGCUGUCAAGGCGGCUGUGACGAGCAUGCUUCUUCGUCACCCACCGAUUGGCCCAGACGAUUCAGUAGUGAUUUGGGUUGCACAGUCCGUCCUGGUGACAAGACAGUGUGAGAACGCGAUCAUGGCAUGGGAUCUGCCUUCUGAUCGCCUAUCCGUGUUUUGCGAUGGGCUGGUGGAAAUGCUCGUCACCAAGGUAGAAGAGGAGAAGAAGCUAAGCUUAUGA